AUGUCGUCCAACAGCGAGAGAGAAGACAACAACCCAAGCCGCCUCAUUGGCCAAGGCCCUGGAAGCGACGACAUCAUCCAAGGCAACUUGCGUGCCAUGGGAAACGAACCAGAAAGCAUGAGAGUCACAAGUUCCAUCAUCAACAACACCAACUCAAUCACUUUCCUUCCAUCGUCCAGCUUUCAAGAUCUCGAGAAUCGAGAGCAAGCAACGAGAGAUAGUGGCUUUAACACCUCUUCAUCUGACUUCACCAUCCGGGAAGAAGAUUCUGCAACCCAGACAAUCACACAAGAAGAUUUCCCAACAACUCAAACGAUCACACAAGAUGCUGAACUCAUUGCGCGUCGUGCUCUCGAGUCAGGUGGUUUCGGUCCUCCUUCUGCUGUGGCUGGUGGCGGCGAUGAUCGGGAUGAACCUCAUCAGACUUCGCUUUCUGUCCAAGCUCAUGGCGCAGUUGCAUCGAAUCUGGCACCUGACACAUGGCGACUUUCACCUGGAUAUCCUCAAUCAAAUGUUCAAGAACCAGAUCUUCCCUCCGGACGAAAUGAUGCCUCUGGCAACAUUGACGGGCCUAUGGAUCAUCACGGUCAGCAUGAUAGUGUGGAUAAUGACACGAAUCAAACCGAUCUUGCAAUCAUGGAAGCAAAUCGACAGCAUCUUCUGGGACUAUUGGAUCCUUCACAUGGUCACGUACAGUCUGGAUCAACUACUUCUUAUCAUCCAAGCCAACAACAAUCGACGUCGUAUGCUAGUUAUUCUGGAACGACUCAGAAUCCAGCAGCAGCUACAACAACAGCAGCAGCAGCAGCAGCAGGAACAUCUUACUACGGACCAACAGCACCAUCCUACUACGGAUCAGCAGCACCAUCAUAUGAAUCCUAUGGAUCAUAUGCACCAGCAGCACCGGCGUAUGGACCAACGUCAUCGUAUGGACCAGCACCGCCAGCGUAUGGAAUGAUGACGCCUUAUCCAACCACUACUUCAUCAUACGCUUAUGCUUCGGACAUUGCUGCUUCACACUAUCAACCACCCACACCAAGCUAUCCCAAUCCCAUUGACAUUGCGGCAAUCGACCCCAACCUCGCGCUCUUGGCCGCUUACAAUCGAUCAACAGACCCCGACGAAGAAGAUUAUUCCCACAUGUACAUUGAUAUUCCCGCACCAAACAGCACCGAGACAAACAAUCCAGAAGAACAAGAACCUGUCACCAUCAACAGUCGUUCAUCGCGUCCAAGAACAACUCGACGUAAACGCAAGUCAACUUCAGAUGGGCACGAUGAACAAGAUCAAACUUUGGAACCACCAACACGUUCUUCUCGUCGUCCUCGCGCUUCUCGGUCCGCUGCUGCCCCGCCUGCGUCUGCCCCUGCCCCUGCACCUGUUCCCGCCGCCCCCGCCUCCGCCCCCGGAGGGCCAAGUCUCACGGCGUCCCUCAACGACCCCGACAUCCCCUCCAUCCACCGACGUCGGCAACCGUCGGUGGUGGACAUCAACGACCCCUUCACCUGCCACCUGUGCUACCACACGUGCAUCCGGGCAUCGACGAUCCGGGAGCACUACCUCUCCAAACACCCGGAGCUUCGGCUCACCAAAAAAAACUUGAACGAUUACGAACCGGCCAAGACGGCCAAUAUAAAACCCCUGAGCUUUUAUAAAAACCUGGGGCUCGACACCACCUAUACGGGCGUUGACCGUAAACAGGUCAACGCCCGCCGGAGGAUGGACCUGGGGCUCCGGACCACCGACCCCAACUACCUCCGGGAUGUCUACAAGGACACCACCGCGGAGAGGACGAGGCAACAACGCCGGCGUGCCGCAGAGGAAGAAGAGGAGGAGCAGAAGAAGAAGAAGGAGGAGAAAAAGUGA
This is a messenger RNA of Exophiala oligosperma, 1866 nucleotides long. RefSeq lists its product as uncharacterized. Lineage: Eukaryota; Fungi; Ascomycota; Eurotiomycetes; Chaetothyriales; Herpotrichiellaceae. The coding region runs from base 1 to 1866 and encodes 621 amino acids. The transcript is spliced from 4 exons. The record is from RefSeq and is a predicted model, not a curated record.